ACGGGGUUCCGGUCGGACAGUAUUCGCUGCAGGACAGAUUAAGUUGACAUUGCUGGGACAGGUGUUACCCAACCAAAGCUGUGACCGCAGGUAGCCGCAGAGAAGUGGCUGGCCGCCCCUGCUUGGCUCUCAUCCCCGGGACCUGGUGCAGUCAUGUACCGACGGCCGCUGCAGGUCGCCGCCAGGUGCGCCCUGAAAGCGGCGGCGUCCAGAGGCGCCUGCGCGAAGCUGCUGGAGCAGGAUUGGUGGCUGAGAGCUUCAGCAGCCUACCAGCUGACCAGAUCCAGCUGUUUGACACGGAGUCGGCCUCUGCACAUCAGCACACAGCUCUGUAAUGUGAAGGAGACGCCUCAGCACUCACAGGAGGAGGUCGGAGCCUUCACCAAACUCAUCGAGGCCAUGGGCUUCUCCGCCCCGCUCAGAUACAACAAAUGGAAAAUCAAGAUCGCUGCGCUGCGCAUGUACACGUGUUGUGUGGAGAGAAUAAACUACGACGACUUCUUUGAUAAAUGCUCUCUGCCGGACACUCUGAACUCCUGGUUCCUGGUCGCUCAGCUGCAUGUAUGGAUGUGUUUGGUGCGGAUGCGUCAGGAGGGCAGAGAGGGGAAGUUCAUGUGCCGCUACAUCGUCCACUCCAUGUGGGAGGACGUGGAGCAGAGGAGCAAAAUCAUGGGGAUUGAUGCCAUCCUCAGGAAGGAGGCCAUGAAAGCCAUGACUGAAACCUUCUACGCUGCCAUAUUUGGCUACGACGAGGGAAUCCUGUCUGAUGACUGCGUGCUGGCUGCAGCUCUGUGGAGAAACCUGUUCAAUCGCCAGUGUGAAGAUCCCCAGCAGCUGGAGCUCAUGGUGGAGUACGUUCGUAAACAGAUGCAGUUCAUCGACGCCCUGGACGGGGAGGAUCUGCUGCUCACAGGAGAGGUGAAGUGGCGCCCUCUGGUGGAGGAGAGUGCACAGAGCAUCCUGAAGGUGGUCAGUCCCACCUACAACGAUGCUGGGCUGUGAGAUUAAGAUGUCUCCUCUCUGUAACCAUGAAACACUUCCUGCUUCUCCUCAGACCAGACUCUAAAACUUCACCUCAGUUGCUGUAGCUUCUCUUUCUUGCUCCAGGUUUCCUAAGCACCUUUUCUCCUACCUUUUAAAUGAUGAAGGUUCUGAUGGAGGUUCAGGAAAGCAGCAGACGGUCAGGGAUUAUGAUUCAGACACAUGCAGGUCUCCUUGUGUGUCCAUCAUCCUGUCAGGUCUGAGAGCAGCUUCUGUAUCCAUACACACACUGUUUAUAUUUCUACUGAAUGCUGGUCUGUAUUUAUAAAGGAUUUUUCAAUAUCUGUGUGUUUACUCUCUGCUCCUUCACUGUUUAAAUAACCUGAAUCUCUGAGGUCCGCUGCUUUUUCCUCGAUGCUCUCAGACCUGAACAGGAAGCAGAACUCGGACUCAAACGUUAUCAAUGGUUAAUAAAGUUUUCAGUUCAAACUCUGUGUUUUCUUCAUCUUCUGCUCUUUGGCUGAAGCUGCAGAGUGUUCAGUGGAGAAGCACCAAUCUGAGAUGUUCUGGCCGAUCACUGAUUUGAUUUUUUGUGAAACUGACCGUCUAAAUUUUUGUGAAUUCUGAUGUUAGGUCCUAUAAAUUAAAAAAAAUACUGUUUU
This is a messenger RNA of Girardinichthys multiradiatus, 1643 nucleotides long. RefSeq names its product ubiquinol-cytochrome-c reductase complex assembly factor 1 (gene uqcc1). Gene Ontology annotation, cellular component: mitochondrion. The record is from RefSeq and is a predicted model, not a curated record. Gene Ontology annotation, biological process: mitochondrial respiratory chain complex III assembly. Bases 154 to 1002 code for a protein of 282 amino acids. NCBI's taxonomy places the organism in Eukaryota, Metazoa, Chordata, Actinopteri, Cyprinodontiformes, Goodeidae. The transcript is spliced from 9 exons.